Messenger RNA from Dreissena polymorpha, 5171 nucleotides. Its product is annotated as protein SAND-like. Lineage: Eukaryota; Metazoa; Mollusca; Bivalvia; Myida; Dreissenidae. The record is from RefSeq and is a predicted model, not a curated record. Gene Ontology annotation, biological process: protein targeting to vacuole; vesicle-mediated transport. Bases 1 to 1614 code for a protein of 537 amino acids. The transcript has 7 exons.
AUGGCCGCCAAAGAGGCGGGACAGACAGAAUUAGCCACAGAAACUGAGGAAUUAUGCGAAGAUCUUGCACCUGGUGACUGUGGCAGUGCCAUGCUGAUAGCAUCUGAUUCGGAUGACAAUUUAAGUACCGAAUUCGAUGGGCUAAAGGUCUUUAGAAAUAAACGGGGUCAUAUUCACGAAAUCGUUCGUCAAAGUUCACAGGAACACGGGGACUCUUCAGGUACAGAACACGGAGAUGUCAACGAUGUGGGACCCAAUGGCGACCAAACAACACCUGGUGCGAGUGAAGAUUCAAGCGGCGAACAGAGCGACGGCAAAGAACUUGAUGGUGGAGUUAAAGAUCUCUGUAUAUUGCCAGAACAUGAUGAAGAUGAUGUGAAAACACCAGACUGGAGAGCGAAGCGUAAACAUGUCUUUAUAUUGAGUGAUUCUGGAAAGCCUGUGUACUCAAGGUAUGGAAACGAGGACAAAUUAGUGACCACUUUUGGAGUUAUGCAAGCAUUAGUGUCAUUCGUAGAAGACUCCAAUCAUGACAGUAUCCGUUCCAUAGUUGUAGGCGAUCAUCGCGUCGUCUUCCUCCAUUACGAUAACAUCAUCCUCGUGUGCGCCACGUGCGGAAUGGAAUCAGACAGACAGAUUCGAAUCCAGCUUAAUUACUUAUAUAAUCAGAUUUUAAGUGUAUUGACGCUCAGUACUCUGAAGAAGAUAUUCAAGCAGCGUAGGAAUUAUGAUUUACGGCGACAGUUGAGUGGCUCCGAGAAGUUUCUAGACAGUUUGUUGUGCAUGAUGGAGACGGAGCCUGGGUUGUUGCUGAGUGCAGUCCGGUGUCUCCCCAUCGAGAGUCAGACCAGAGACAUGAUUGCUCAGAGUAUCGUGCAGAAUGCAAAGAUUAAGGACCUGGUGUUUGCGCUGAUUAUUGCCAACAGCCAGCUGGUGACGCUGGUGCGUAUGAAGCGCUACUUCCUGCACCCGAUGGACCUGCACCUGAUCAUCAACUUAAUCAACGCCGCAGAGUCCUUCAAAGCUGCGGAGUCCUGGACUCCCAUAUGCCUGCCAAAGUUUGACUCGUCAGGGUUCCUGCAGGCUCACAUUUCAUAUCUGGAUGAGGCCUGCCAGACGUGUCUACUGCUGCUGUCUGUCGACAGAGACUGCUUCUUUACACUGUCCGAAUGCAAGACAAAGGUCACAGAACGACUCAUAAAAUACAACGGCCUAAAAGCGAUCAGCGACUCUCUGAGAAAGGACAGUUACAACAUCUCCAAGUGUGGGAUCUCAGACCUGCGUCACUUCCUGUACAAGAACAAGAGCACGGCGCAGUACACGAGUCCCGAGCUUGAGGCCCCCUAUCUGAGUACGGAGGAGCAGGAGAGACUGUUUGGGCUGUACUACUACCUGCACAACCGGAUACACUCCACUAGUCGGCCCCUCAAGAUUCUUUACCAUGUAGGGCAGUAUGAGGCACUGCUAGGCUGGGUAACUCAAGGAUUCGAGCUGUAUGCAGUCUUCAGUCCACUUGUGACGAAAUCAUUGGCAAUCAACGCAGUAAACAAGCUCAUGGCAUGGAUACGGAAGGAAGCUAGUCGAUUAUUUAUACUUGAGUCUGUGACAUUCUGAAAGUUAGUGUGGUUUAAGUAGUGGUGUGAACCAAAUCAACAUUGUGAUAUGUGCAUUUGAUAAAUGUGUUAAUAGAAGGUCUAGUCGCUGAAAGUUUUGUUGGCUGGGGACUCUAAAAGAAUCAGAUGAUAUCUUGGAAGGGGAAUAAGGGCACUCUUGAUAUCAUAUUUCUUUAGUUCUAUAACUCAUUAUCUUUAGGGCAAAAUAUUAGCAAAAUAUAAGCACUUAAUAUGUUUGUAGGGUAAGAUGACCGAUUGGGCACCGUAAAACAUAAGAAUUUUCAACAGUGAAGGAUUAUGACAUAACCUGCUACAAUUAUCAGAUGGUUGCCUUUAUGGUAACAUAUUAACUUUGAGGUAAAAAUGUUGUUUUUUUUUAUAAUAUUGUUUCUGGGUAAUAGAUGGUUUGCAAUGCACAAAAUCUGAAUGGCUACCGUAAAUGUCAAACAAAGUUCAAUAUUGUUUUAAAAGCAUAGAGUAGCCUCUCAAAAUUUAACACUCCUUGUGCAUUCAAUGAUUAAGAUAUGUAAGUUAACUCUGUACAUUAAAGGUUACCUGUAUGAGAUGGUGUGUAACACACAAGGAUAACAUGGUAACCAUUAAUAGCCGGAUUAUGAUUUUUUGAUGUGUAUGAUUUUACAUUCAUAUAACUUCAAAAUGCCACAUGAUUUGACAGUUUGCUUCAAAAUUUGUCAAGGUACGAGUCACAUAGCAUAUUCAUUCAGAUAUACCUUUAAUUACAAAUAGUAUCAAUCAUUGCUGAAAUAAAUUGACAUUUUCUACAGCUGAGUUUAAUAUAAAUGUUUAUUUGAAUAUGUCUUUAAAAGCCAUUUGAUGGCAUUUUAUCGAUGAAUAGCUCAUGUAUAAAUUGCCACAUUCACUUGAUUAUUUAGAGAUAUUAUUUCAUAUAGGUCAUAAAUUUGCCGUGUAAAUGUUAGCAAAGUGUAUGUCCUAUAGGAUGACUUUUUCUGAAGCCAUUCUUUAAGUUUCAUAAAUGUUAUUAUUUUAGAUAUAAUUUCUUAAUGGCAUGUGUACACAUGUUAUGCAAUUUUCACCUGAUUUAGCAAAAUACUACCAAAUAUAGUGAUAAUGUACAUGUUUUAAUACCUGAAAAUAAUUAAUUUAUCAUUAUUUAAAUAUAUAUAAAUAAAGCAAAUGAGAAUUCAUUAAACCGGAGGAACAUGUGUUUCUAUUACAAAUUGUUAAUGGUUAACUAUAUUAAGAAAUAUAUUUAAGGGUUAUUACAAUGCUUUUAAAAAUAUUGCAUUAAUAUCAUUUUUUGACCUUAUUUAAUGUUCAUAGGCCAGUUCAGAGGGCAAGAAAUUGGCUAUGUACAAUGCAUUUUGUUGUACAUUUGGUUGUAGUUUUUAUAGGAAAAUAUUUGCCAGUAACAAAAAUGUUAAUGUUAGUGUGUGUUUUGUUAAACUAUAUUUUGUAUGAAUGUAUGGAAUGUUUUAGUGGCAGUAGAAGUAUAACUCAAACAUUUGAAAUGCACAUUUAACUAUUUGAACAAAUAGUCUGUUGUUUCAAGUGAAAAUUUAUGCAGUACAAAUAAUGCAAGUAGUAAUUCUGAAAAUAAUAGGAACUGUUAGGGUGACACACCAGUAAGUUACACUACUAUAAGUGAUAUUUUUAGAGAAUUGUAUAUUUACAAAGUAUACUCUAAUAAUAUACUAAAUACAAGUUUUUAUAACUAUAGUGUUAAAGUGUAUUUUAUUAAAAAUAAUUAAAAUAAAAAAUAUUUUGUUUGAAAUAUUUAAACAAAAGGAAUUAGUUAUUUGUUGGGCCGUUUAAUUGAACUUGUUCACAUUUCUAUAAAAAGAAUUAUGAUAGAGCCAAAACAGAAUGUAUUAUUUUAUUCAUACAAGCAAAAUAGCAAUCCUGAUAAAAAAGAUGUUAACAAUUAAUGUCUGUUUAUAGGAUAAUCAUUAGUAAUAAUCAGUAUAAUUGUAAGAAGAUUGUAAAACAGCAUGUCCAGACUGUAAUUUUGUCAUUCAUUAUGUUUUAAAAUAACUAACCACAAGUGGCCACCAUCAGUAGACAGUGUGUUAUAGGUAUCAACUGUCUCCAUACUUUAAAGGUAAAGGUCACACUAGGAGGGCAGAGGUCAAUUUUGCCAUUACAAAUUUGGUGCAUCCUUGUCCUAUGGACACAUGUCGUGUUUUAUAACAUUAAAUUAAAUGGUCUUUAGAAGAAUACGAAAAUCUCUGAGACAGUCACUUCAAAUGUAUAUGAAGUCAAUUUAUUUAAGCCCUGGUCAAUUCAAAUUCAUCUCAUAAUGAUGUAAUGGGGGAGAUUGGAUGAUUUAAUUAAUGUGUUUAAUAUAAAGAUUUCUUAUGCCCCAUUAGAAGAAGUGGGGAUGUCAUACUAUGAUAAAGCGGUUAGUUGGUCAAUCUGUAGUUCAUUUUGUUUCCAAACAAUAUGCAGAGGUAACCCUGAUCUUUAAUGAUGUAUGUUGGUAUGCUGGUUAUUACGGAGAAAAAGGAUGACACCCAUGAUUUUGAGGUCAAAGGGUCAGGGUCACACUAAGAUGUAAAAGGUAAAUGUGGGCAUGAAGCAGCUGCCUCAGUCAUAUCAUUGUCAUUUAUUGAUAGAUUAUGAAAUUACUCGGCUAAAAUGCAAUCCAUCAUAAGAUGACAUGUAAUGUGUAACAUGUGUCUCCUUACCCCAAAGGUCAAGGUCACUUAGGUCAAAUUUUGCCAUAAAACCACUUGUCCAUACUGUAACUUUGUCAUUCAUCAUGCUUUUUACCACUACCACUUUUUACCGCUAAUUUACCACUUAUGACUAUAAUAAGGAGACAGCAUUUUGUGUGUAACACUUGUCUACCAACCUCAGAGGUCAACGUCACACCUAGAGGUCAAGAGUAAAAUUUGGCUAUAAAAUGGCUUGUUAGGGCUUAACUUUGUCAUUCAUAGUUUAGUUUUUAGAACAGUAUCACAAAUGACUACCAUGGGAAGACAGAGUUUGGGGUGUAUCACCCCUCUCGUUACAUCAAAGGUCAGGGCUUCAAGAUGUCAAAAUUGGUCAUAAAACAGCUUGUUUUUUACAUAGGUGGAGUUUUGAGAUAAAAGUGUAAUGUAUUUGCAUCCUAACCAUAUGGACACAUCUCUAUUUUCUAAAAAUUAUAGCUGAUUUGAAGUCCGCUUAUUAGUAAAUUGAUUCUUAUUAUUCAGGUACAUGCAAUAAUGUAUAAAGCCUGUCUUGUUUUAAUUUGAUUAUAUUAAUUCAUGAACAUGAGUUUUAAUUAUCGUCAGCGGCCAUGAUUUUUCAUCCAUCGUCAAUAUUUACUCAGUGAGCCAUAUUUAUUGCCCCAAGCUUAGGGACUUCAGGUCUCCAGUGAAAAUUAUUAUGUUAGAGAAUAUGAGUCAUAAGGACGCUUCUAUAGAGUAAACAUGUUUAUUUGAGAUUGAAAAGUAUUUUCAUAAACAUAUGAACAAAUUAUAAUAACAGAAUAGGCAUAAACUUUCAAUCUUGCAUGUAUGUAUGUGCUAUUUAUUUAUUUUAUUUUAUUGUUGAAAUGAUGUUACGAGCAAAUAAAAAUUGUCAACAUUGUGA